AUGACCUGAGGUAGUUCGGAUAACAACUGAGUUUUCAAUAGAAGAACUGUUUAUUUAGUUCACACAUGAAUGCUGACUUCUGCUUUUGUGCAUAUUUUCAACAGAUAUACAUAAGAUUGAUCUCCAUAAGUCAACCCAGGUCUUGGAUCCUAUGCACUCAGACAGGUUUUCGAGGGCCCCUAUGUCCAGUCUCUAUCAUCUAAUCUCACCAGAACAGUGCUCAGGCUCCUCUAUAUGGACUCCUCACCUGGGUUUUCUGUUCUCCAGGACUCUCCAACUUCAACCUGGACAGUUUAAGUGUAAAUUCUCUGACCUUGUGUUUGAGAUGGAGUUGGAAGGCAGACUGACAUAUAAAAUAGUGUCCUGGGACAGCCAUGUCUUUGUUGGAUUACACAACAUGGAGCCAGCAGGUCCUAUGUACAAUAUCGAGUGCUAUGGAAGUUCAAUCCAUCGCCUGCACCUUCCACACUGUGAGACCCGUACAGAUGUGGUUAAAUUGACUGUGGCUCAUGUGACUGGUGGAAAUGUGGAGAUUAUUCAACCUGUAGAAGUUACAGACACACAUGUGAUUAUAGAAGUUCAACACCUCUCAUGUUUUGGUGUUUUAAAGCCAUUGUUAUACAGAGUGUAUCCCAUCAGAGCCCAAGUUCUUUUGUUCUAUGAGCAAAGUCUGAGUAAACUUCACAUCCAUCUGUUGAAGCGGAAUGUCCCGGUCGAAGAGGUGCAGAAAAAACAUCAGAGAUUCACAUACAUUACAACAAGCUCCAAAUGUGUACUGAGCCCUCGUAAAACAUACAGGCCAUGCUGUAAAACUGAUGACUGUGAUUAUGUUUCUCAACCAGAGGAGGAGAAAUUUGAUCGUGACUAUGACCCAAACUACCACCCUACAUUUGAAGUGAUCCUCAAUACUGAUGUUAAACAAGUCACGUUAAGUAUUUUGGAUGAAGACAACCAGGUGGUGUGGAAGCCUCGGACUGUCUUACUUCCAGGUAGAUGUAGAGUCUCAACCACUAAAGAUUCACUCGGUGCUGAUUUUGUGGAUAAAUACAAAGCUGAACUCAUUCAGAGAGUUCCUUCAGUAAUGGAGAUAGUAGACUGUCUAAUAUCCAAGAUUAUUAUUACUGAUGAAAUGUACAAUAAGAUCAAUGCAAAGAAAACAUCCCAAGACAAAAUGAGAGAACUGUACAGAUAUCUCAACUCGGCAGGACGAGCUGCGAAAGCUGAAUUCUUUCAAAUUCUACGAGAGAAACAUCACGAUUUAGUGACGGAUCUGGAUUCGGGAUCAGAUCUGGAUUAGUGGACGUUUAACAGAGUGAAUCACAUGCACACAGGGGUGUAGACCUUGGGCCCCAUGUAAAGACAUUGUUGGGGGCCUUUUUCCUAUCAUUUCAUUAUCAAUGCCAUUUGUGUUACACAUUUCCCUUACAGAUACAGUACCUGUUUUUUUACCUUCUUUAUCAGCAUGUUUGUAUAAAUCAAAAUUUGCCCGGACUUUGGCUACAUGCUUCUGUUUAUGUUCUGUGUCACUUGUCUGUCCCGCCCUUGUCUCUUCAUCCCUGCCUCUGCACACCUGUUCCUGAUGUGUUAAUUGUGUGGUGUAUUUAACCCGUGACACGUUGCCUAUGGCGGCACAGAAUCCUCGUCCUAUGUCGUCUUGUCAUGUCACGUUUUGUCGAGUCCUUGUCCCUGUUUCGUGUUUUUUUAUUUAAUAAACCAGUUUAUUUUA
Tachysurus fulvidraco (yellow catfish) is the source of this 1726-nucleotide messenger RNA. RefSeq names its product NACHT, LRR and PYD domains-containing protein 1b allele 2-like. The record is from RefSeq and is a predicted model, not a curated record. The transcript is spliced from 8 exons. NCBI's taxonomy places the organism in Eukaryota, Metazoa, Chordata, Actinopteri, Siluriformes, Bagridae. Gene Ontology annotation, biological process: innate immune response; regulation of apoptotic process; inflammatory response. Bases 152 to 1297 code for a protein of 381 amino acids.